Messenger RNA from Ochotona princeps (American pika), 1372 nucleotides. It is a transcript of the gene RITA1, whose product is annotated as RBPJ interacting and tubulin associated 1. The transcript is spliced from 3 exons. The record is from RefSeq and is a predicted model, not a curated record. Gene Ontology annotation, molecular function: tubulin binding. Gene Ontology annotation, cellular component: nucleus; cytoplasm. Bases 219 to 995 code for a protein of 258 amino acids. Lineage: Eukaryota; Metazoa; Chordata; Mammalia; Lagomorpha; Ochotonidae. Gene Ontology annotation, biological process: negative regulation of Notch signaling pathway; Notch signaling pathway; nuclear export.
UGCAGUUGGCCAGGUGUGACCCGCACGUGGCGCUCCGCCUUCUGACGCCUCGGCUUUGGGGUCCGUCCUGCGGAUGGUUGGGAUCCGAGCUGCUUCCCAGGGCUUUGGGGAGGAUGAAUCGAGGCUAUGCCUGCUGAGCUCUUUGCACGAGGGAGCCCCGGCGGCGGCAGGGCCUGGAAGGCAGGGUGCGCCUGUUGUCACCUGUGACUGUGGACAGCAUGAAGCCCCCUGAGGAGCCGGCCAGUGGCAAUGGGAUGCGUCGCUGCCGGGUCAGGGUCAGGGCCAGGGCGUCCUAUGUGGAUGAGUCUCUGUUUGGCAGCCCCGCGGGCACCAAGCUGCCCCCACCAGACUUUGACCCGCCCUGGGUGGAGGCGGACUGCCCAGCCAGAGCAGUGGUGGGCUCAGGAACAUCUAGGACCUCAGCGGCCAGGGGGAACUGUGAGACCACAGCGUCUGGGGGCGGCACCUCGACCCUCACACCAAAGAAGAAGAACAGAUACAGACUCAUCAGCCACACUCCGUCUUACUGCGACGAGUCGCUCUUUGGCCCCCGGCCUGAAGGCGGCAGCUGGCAGACCUCAGGGAGGACAAAGGGGAGCACAGCCAAGCUCCACGCACUCCUCUGGACGCCGCCGCCUACCCCCAGGGAGACCCCACUGCGAGCAAUGCAUCCCACUGCUGCUGCUGCCGCCCCAGGGGCAGAGCCCAGGGUGCUGGGAGAGCCCAGAAGGCGGUCCCCAGGCCCCGUGGGCUCCCCACACCUGCAGGGGCGGGCGCGCUCCCCUUCCGUCCCUUGCGUCAGUGGCCCCGACUCUGGUCACCCCAGGUCCUGUACCCCCGAUGCUCGUGAGCCUCGGAAUCCCAGGCUGUCCACAUCGGGGGUGACCUUCCGGAGCCCACUCGUGACGCCCAGGGCUCUCGCCGUCAGCAUUUCAGGGCCAUCGACUCCCCGACCAGGAGGCGUUACCCAGAAACCAAAGCCUCCGUGGAAAUGAGGGCCUUUUGUCAGCUUUGCCCGUGGGGGCUUGGCUGGGGCAGGGAUAGGCCAGGCAGCCCCCAGCCCGCCUUACCCCCUCCCCCUGGAGCCAACACAGUCGUGCCUCCCAGCUGCUCCCUGCUUCGUCCCAUGCUGUGUACUGGGGGGGCCUUUCCCCAGCUGUCAACCACACUUCAAAUCAGUGCCAAUGCAGGGGCCUCUGCCUCUCUGUCCCGUGAGAUUGGUCGUGCUGCCCAGCGUGUGUGGCCCGCGUGGGGUGUCCUUCCCCCUCCCUUCCAGCCAGGCCUCUGCUCAGGGUGGGUUGAGAGUCUGGAGGCACGGGCGCCUCUGUGGGUGGUGCGUGGGUGAACGCAUCUCAUGUUAAUAGUCUUGUAU